AUGUCUAUCCACGCAGCCGUAGUCCACAAGUGGGGAUCAUCCCCUACCUACUCCCUCAUCGAUCUCCCCACCCCGUCGGACACCCAAGUUCGCAUCAAAGUCCUCGCUGCUGGUGUCCACACAUUCGUGCGAUCCCGCGCUUCAGGCAAACAUUUCUCCAUGGCUGGCAAGAGCCCGCCACAUGUUCCCGGCACGGAUGGUGUGGGCGUUGUCGUCGAGACCAACCAGCUUGUCUACUUCAACGCGUUGCUCGCAUCCACCGGCUCCAUAGCCCAGGAGAUCAAUGUUGGCAAGAAAGACAUUUACCCGCUGCCUGAGGGUGCGGAUGCAGAUACUGUGGCCGUGCUUGUAAAUCCUGCGAUGAGCGGUUGGAUGGCGUUGACGGCGCGUGCGGGUAUUCAACCUGGUAGUGGGGUUAAGAUAGUUAUCGUAGGUGCAACAGGCGUGAGUGGACAAGCCGCCGUACAAAUCAGCAAAGCCUUUGGUGCCUCGAAGAUUGUAGCAAUUGGCAAACCAGGUGCAAAGCUGGACAAAACAAAAGAGCUUGGGGCGACGGCAACGAUACCACUGUCCGAGGAUCUAGCGCGAACGGAUUUCUCUGUUGCUACGGACGUGGAUAUUGUCUUGGAUUACUUGUGGGGCGAUGUGUCGAAUGCAGCCAUGGCUGGCAUCAUCAAGGGACGCGAGGUUCCCAACCAGAGGCUCAGCUGGGUGGAAAUUGGGUCUUUGGCGGGAGAGACACAGGCUGUUCCUGCCAGUCUCCUUCGGCAGGCAAAUGUAGCGUUGCUGGGUUGUGCGCCAGGUGCUUGGUCGUUUCCUGAGUUACAUGCUCAGACACCGCGCAUACUGGAGGCGAUUGUCAAGGGAGGUUUCAAAUCUGAGUAUGCAGCAAAGAAGUUGGAUGAUGUGGAGACAUGGUGGGAUGAGGUUAGUCAUGCUAGACUGCUUAUAAAACCUUAG
Molecule: messenger RNA, 960 nt
Organism: Alternaria arborescens
Lineage: Eukaryota; Fungi; Ascomycota; Dothideomycetes; Pleosporales; Pleosporaceae
Exons: 1
Coding region: 1-960 (319 amino acids)
Molecular function (GO): oxidoreductase activity
Source: RefSeq, a predicted model, not a curated record